Molecule: messenger RNA, 2238 nt
Organism: Penicillium brasilianum
Lineage: Eukaryota; Fungi; Ascomycota; Eurotiomycetes; Eurotiales; Aspergillaceae
Source: the annotation of a GenBank genome assembly
AUGCGCUGGGGCACCACCGUACCACUUCUUGUGGUCAUAGGAAUCGAGCAUGCCUUUGGAUCUCAUCAUCAUCAUGACAUACAUCACCAUUUACACCUCAAGCCUCAUGAGCAACAAUUAGAGCCCCGGGGCGUAGACUGGGCUGACCGCAUCCCAGCGAACAGCAUGUUGGAGACUCGCACCAUUACAACAACCGUCUUCACGGACUGCGUGGCAACGAACACCAUUGACCCUUUCACUACCACAAUCCUCGCGCAAUUAAUACAUGUCCCAAAUAAUGGAGCCGACACAGUCGAUGCCUACACAGUCAAUGCCUGCACAAUCGAUGCCCACGCAGUCGAUGCCCACGCAGUCGAUGCCUACACAGUCAAUGCCUACACAAUCGAUGGCAACACAGUCAAUGCCCACGCAGUCGAUGCCUACACAGUCAAUGCCUACACAAUCGAUGGCAACACAGUCAAUGCCCACGCAGUCGAUGCCUACACAGUCAAUGCCUACACAAUCGAUGGCAACACAGUCAAUGCCCACGCAGUCGAUGCCUACACAGUCAAUGCCUACACAAUCGAUGGCAACACAGUCAAUGCCCACGCAGUCGAUGCCUACACAGUCAAUGCCUACACAAUCGAUGGCAACACAGUCAAUGCCCACGCAGUCGAUGCCUACACAGUCAAUGCCUACACAAUCGAUGGCAACACAGUCAAUGCCCACGCAGUCGAUGCCUACACAGUCAAUGCCUACACAAUCGAUGGCAACACAGUCAAUGCCCACGCAGUCGAUGCCUACACAGUCAAUGCCUACACAAUCGAUGGCAACACAGUCAAUGCCCACGCAGUCGAUGCCUACACAGUCAAUGCCUACACAAUCGAUGGCAACACAGUCAAUGCCCACGCAGUCGAUGCCUACACAGUCAAUGCCUACACAAUCGAUGGCAACACAGUCAAUGCCCACGCAGUCGAUGCCUACACAGUCAAUGCCUACACAAUCGAUGGCAACACAGUCAAUGCCCACGCAGUCGAUGCCUACACAGUCAAUGCCUACACAAUCGAUGGCAACACAGUCAAUGCCCACGCAGUCGAUGCCUACACAGUCAAUGCCUACACAAUCGAUGGCAACACAGUCAAUGCCCACGCAGUCGACGCCCACGCAGUCGAUGCCCACGCAGUCGAUGCCUACACAGUCAAUGCCUACACAAUCGAUGGCAACACAGUCAAUGGCAACCCAGUCAAUGCCUACACAGUCGACACCAAGUCAAACUAUGCCUUCUCUAUCCGAGGUCAAGAAAUUGAAAUACACACUGUCACUGCUAGCGCCAGCCUCGUCAAUACGGCUCCAUCCGCGAACAUCACUGUCGAAACAAAGACAGACGCGACACCGCCAGUGCCUCCAGCACCAACAGUCCCUGCAAAGCUCGAUGCACCGGCAGCUCCAGGUCUCCUCCCUCUCCUUUCACAAGUCCCACAGGCACUCGAAGACGUCCCCAAGGACGUCGUCUCCGACCUCCCACUUUCAGCACUCCCAUCAUUGCCCUUGAGCCAAAUCCUGGAACCGAGCGAAUCAGCUGUGCUAGAGAUCCUCGACUGGACCGCCAUUCCUAAAGAUGGGAACUUUCUGUUCGACCGCUUUGGCGGACGGAGCAAGCCGUCGGGCAAAAAUAUCAAAUACCAGGGAAAUAUCGGAAUUCCCUGGGGAAGCAACGUUAUUUCCGUGAGUCCGACUGAGGCAUACCGCUACAAAUACGUCGUCCGCUUCACGGGCUCAAACACCAUACCCUGGACGAUCACAAUUUGGAACAAGGUCGGCCCUGAUGGCAAGAUGGAUGGGUGGUAUGGCCAUUCUGCAUUGACGUUCAUUCUUGCGCCCGACGAGACGCGGUAUAUCGCGUUCGACGAAGACUCCGAGGGAGCGUGGGGUGCGGCACCUGGAAUUAGUGGGUUGCCGGUGGAUAACUGGGGUGGAUUCACGUCGACCUGGGGAGAGUUUUCGUUCGGAGAUGGGGAGAAUGGCGGUUGGUCUGGGUGGGAUGUUUCGGCUAUCCAGGCGCAGAUUGCGCAUCAGGAUGUGCAGGGUAUGAGAAUCUGUAUGGCUGAUGAGAAGGGGUGUUCUAUUAUUACGCCUCAGGCGAAGAAGGUGGUUAAUGCUUAUACCGAGUCCGAAAGACAUAAUGAUGGUAUUGGGGGUGCGGCUUAUCCCGGGCCGGUGAGGUUGGUGGUGGAUAUUGACUACCAGGAGCAUGAAUAA